AUGGGCCGCGGUCUGCCGCUGCAAUACUUGGUGGAGGUGACGCCGCCUCCCCCAGAACGGCACUCGGCCCCAAGGGCCAGGGCACCCAGGUCAGCCAAGCACGGCCUAGCCAAGGAGAAGCUGGAAGCUGGACGCAGGAAGCAGCCCCCAAUAGUCAAGCCCAAGAUCCAAGAUCCAAGAUCCAAGCCACACUCCAACGUGCAAUGCAACCUUAGCGUCGUCCACUGCCACCACGCAACACCGCAACACCGCAGCACCGCUACGCUGCGUUUUGUCCUCGCUUUCUCACCUUUUUCAAUCCUCGCCUCGUCCUCGUCGACAACUCCGACCGGUUCUCUCGUUCCCCGUACCACCUCCCGGGGACCCUCGACCGUUUCGACUCGACCGAAUCGACGACCCCUCGGCUCCCACUACGCACCCCGCGGGCGAUCAACCCACAAGUCUCUCGCCUUCGUCGACGGGAUACGAGCAACCGUAACGCAACGCCAGACAAGCGAGCCGCACCGCGCUACCAAAUACGAAUUCCUGGCCAGGCACCGCCGCUGCGGGCGAAACAUCCCAAAACACCCUGUCCACCCUUUUGGCGCCUAA
Molecule: messenger RNA, 591 nt
Organism: Colletotrichum destructivum
Lineage: Eukaryota; Fungi; Ascomycota; Sordariomycetes; Glomerellales; Glomerellaceae
Exons: 3
Coding region: 1-591 (196 amino acids)
Source: RefSeq, a predicted model, not a curated record